UUGAUAAAUCUCCCCCAUUAUAUAGAGCAGUGGUCUUCAAACUGUGGCCCUCCAGAUGUUGCAAAACUACAACUCCCAGCAUGCCCGGACAGCCGAAGGAAGUUGUAGUUUUGCAACAGCUGGAGGCACUCUGGUUGGGAAACACGGCUCUAUGAUGUGUUGCAGGAGGCCGGAGACGAUAACGGUCGCUCCAUCCCCACUCUCUAUGGUGUCUGGGAGGACAAUAUACGUAACUGUUCGGCUUUGCCUCAACUCUAUGAUAAAUGAAGACUGAGGCUCCGGAGUCCAUGGUCCAGGGCCUUGCGCAGCUUCUACGAGACCAUGGGGACACCGUUCUGGACAGUAGCCGGGUCCUGUCUCUCCUCACCCCGUGUCUACAAGUCGUCACCCGCCUGUUCGAACAGCUGUUUCCUCGCGGACCAGGAACUGGGUUCCAGGCACUUCCAGCGCACCCGGCCGACAACGUCCCCAUCCUGCGCACUCAGUUCCUGCUCGACAUGUUACAGAAGACCCCCGCCCUCAAGCUUAUUCAUCCUCCUGAGUGUCCUCGCCAGUUUGACGUGAACAUCUUCCCCUUUAAGUCUUUACGGUCUUUGGAGUUGCGGUCCCUGCCCCCUCACUGUUUACGCGGCCUGCGAUGCGUCUAUUCUCAGCUGGAGGUUCUCGUCUGCUUCCGGUGUGUCACCAGCUUGGAGGAAGUGAUCUCUCUCUGUGGCGGGGAUCUGAGUUCUGCUUUGCCCUGGCUGGAGCUUCACACUCUGAAUUUCAGCUACAACAUGAUCCACAGCUUGGACCAGUCCCUGGAACUAUUGAACAGCCUGCGGAUCCUGGACUUGAGUCAUAAUGUCAUCAAGGACUGUGGCUCCUAUCUCAAGGUUCUUUCUGAGCUCCAGUAUCUGAACCUGGGCUACAACCUCCUGACGUCCGUCCCGGAGCUGAGUGUCCAGUCCUGCGCCCAGCUCCACACCCUCAUCCUGAGACACAACCAGCUGUCCAGCACCAGCGGACUGGAACAUCUGUACAACCUGCAGCACCUGGACUUGUCCUAUAACCUCCUGGUGGAGAACUCGCAGCUUACCGGAUUGUCCCAGCUGAAGAAACUCAGGGAGCUCUUUCUGGAAGGGAACCCCAUGUAUUUCCACAUGAACUAUCGACUGCUCACAGCCCAGCGCUUGUCCCCUAAAGCCUCGGACAAGAUUUUACUGGACGGGAAGCCGCUGCCUCGACCGGAGACCAAGAGUGCACCCGUGUUCAAAGAGAGGGUCGUCGUUCCUCAGCCCUGUUAUUCGGCAACGGAGAGUUCCUGCACCGGGGAUCUGACCGACAGCUGCUCCGCUCCCGACAAGGUGAUCACCCAGCGCAUCCCACGCAAGAAGUCGAAGGUAAAGGUCCGGAGAGCGAGCAUCUCUGAGCGCAGUGACAGCGAGUGUGAACAGAGGAGCCAACCAGUCGCAACAGUCCUGCAGCACCAGAAGGACAUUGAGCGCACGGACAGCUUUCGGGACCAGUUUGGCGUUGACUGGCUGCAGUACCGUCCGCACCUGGAGGAUGAGCUCAGUAAAGACCACCCCGCAAGGAUCAGUCCUGAACCCGCCAGACAGUCCCCACCCUUUUCUAAGGCCUUGUCCUCUCCCACAAUCCUGCAAAUGCCCAUCGGAGCAGACGCCCAACCCCAUGCCCCUGAGAUCUCAAGCCCCGGCUCGGUCAGGCCGCCCAGCCCAGAGGAGGAGUCCAUGGCUGACGUGUUAAUAGAGAGGAUCGAGGACGUUCUGGAGGACGGACUGUGGCAGCGGCAGGAGAGGAGCAGGAAGGAGGAGGAGGAGGACGUUGUAGAAGAUGCCCUCUGUUCCCCGGUGACCGUGUGCCCCGUGGUGUACGGACAGCCGCGUAACCCUGACUGGCCGUGGGUCUUCCUGCGCGUGACCCGACAACAUCUCCUAGAGAUCGAUCUGCAGCGCGGACGGGUGAUGGUCAAGAGAGAGCUGCGGAGCCUGCGCGACAUCCAGACGGCGACCACACGGUGGAACUGGAAUGGUGAAGAUCAAGAGCUGCCAUUAUUGACGCUGAGCUUCCACUCCAUGUGUGAGGACAAGCAGUGUGUGAGCUACGUGGUGCUGGACAAUACGAAAGACAUUUCCGUAAAGACCCUCCUAAAUUUGCUGUAUCCAGUGCUGGAGGAGAAUGUGAAGUUCAUGGCAAGUGCCGUACAAGGCCCCGCCAGGCUCCAGUGUCUAAAAUGCAAAUCAGAAUUCAGCCAACAGGAGGACAGCGGGAUCAUCCUCAGUCCGGACAUGAAGAGACCGACCGAAGACGACGUAUCCGAUGUGUACCGCAACAACCACACAGACAACACUGGCUGCCCUUCCUGCGGGAGCUCCCAUGUCAUCCUAGCUCCGCUACAACACAACGGAGUCUCUGAUUCCCCCACCUCUGCGGAGCAGUUACACGAUGACUCUGCGGCUGAGACGCCAAAGUCCUUUUAUGUAGGAGAGGAGGGAGACAGCUCGGAAACAGAAGGUAGCUGCGCCGGGGCUCAAGAUGGCUGUGACGGCAGCCUCACCAACGGGCGCGUUACCCCAGAAGCCAGCGUGAGCGGCCUCACCGGGAGCUACAAGUACAGGACGGCAACCACACCACCUGCGCAGAACAGCGCCCCUCUUCAGGACGGCUGGCAAGUCAGUCCAACCUCUGAAGGUUCAUACCAGACCUUGGAUUUCCGGGUGGUGGAUCACCGGCUGAAGCUGUACCUAGAUAUGGAAAUCCUGCAGGGAGAGAUGGAAGAGUUCCAGUGUUCCAUGAAGGUCCCCGUAGUUCGCUUCGGGAAGCCCGAAGAGUCCUGGGCUCUGGUUGUUGUGUCCAAUCAGAAGAUCUACUUCCUGGAGAUCACUGCGGAGAGCAGGGGUCCUCCCUGUGACUGGCUGCAGCUGGGAGAUUGCCAUGCGGUGACCGCCCUCACUCACCUAUAUAUCGGCCUCCAGCAACAAUGUUUAUAUCUGGGCUUUGAGUCCUCCGAAGCCGCCUACACCCUACUGACCCGAAACCGCAUCUGCAGCACGGCCUUCAGCCAGCACAUACUAGACACUCUGUCAGAUCUGCCGCCGCGUUAUCGAAACGCUCUACAAUACAGUCCUAAGGAGGAGGUGACUGAGGAGCAUCGUCUCUGGCAUUUCCUACACAAUAGCCUUGGAGCAGCGGGCACCCCCCCUGGGUAUUGGUAUGCCCUGGCAUACUUCAUGCGAGAGGACGUUGUCUCCGGAGCAGCCGCUGGUUCCUGUGUUAAUGCUGAUCGUCCCCAAUACAACAAGGCAUCUCCGGCAGCGCUGGCUCAGGGUGCCGGGAUGGCUGCCCCAGUGUCCCUGCUCCUCACCCAGACCCACAUGUAUCUUCUAGAGGAGACUCACCAGUGGCUGCAUGUGGCGUCACCCUCCAUAGAAGACAAUGGCAAAGAGUCCCCCGAGAAAGUGUCCAUCAAAGAGAAGCAAAUGAUCAGCAGCAUCAGCUCGGUGCACUUAUUCAGCUCUGCUCCUCUGCACUUGCGUAUCCGGCUCUAUAAUGAGACACAACAGAAGGAGAGCGCUUGGCUGCUGUGGACCGAGGACCCGGCUUUACCCAAAGAGAUAGUGCAGUGGCUCCGGGUCCCUUGGGAAGCCGAGUAUCACAUCCAGUUCAACCAGAUCACCCAUGACACCCUGGAGUCCUAUCUGCCGUGUACCAGAUAGUGAAGAUACAGAGGGGGAUUACUGCGGCACAGCCGGAUUGUGUUCAGUAACACAUGGAGACAGGCUGGUCAUCCUGGAUCCUACAGAAGACCACUGAUCGGCGCCCCCUAGGGAGGAGAAAUUAAGAUGAUGCACUGAUGUCUUUGUUGUUUUGUUUUUUGUUAAUUUCUGAAAUUUUCGUGUUUUAAAUAAAACUGUAAUAAAGUUUCUACCCCAUUUUAGAGCUUCUCCUAUAGAGC
Molecule: messenger RNA, 3958 nt
Organism: Hyla sarda
Lineage: Eukaryota; Metazoa; Chordata; Amphibia; Anura; Hylidae
Gene: STK11IP
Product: serine/threonine kinase 11 interacting protein
Exons: 25
Coding region: 264-3719 (1151 amino acids)
Biological process (GO): intracellular protein localization
Cellular component (GO): cytoplasm
Molecular function (GO): protein binding
Source: RefSeq, a predicted model, not a curated record